GGUACUCAAUCCUCUUCAGUUUAGCCUUAGCCAUUGCAGUUAGCUCAAACUCACACCUCUCUCUCAACCAACUUCACCUUUUUUUUUUUUCCUUCUUAUGGUUACUGAGUAUUUAUUAUCUGACCAUGAAAAGAUUCUCAUCUUCAAAAAGGGCAGUAAACAAUGUGGUUAAAGGGGAGAUAAAGUGGGAGCUUAGGCCUGGUGGCAUGCUUGUUCAAAAGAGGGACAUGGGGGAUGCUUCUUCUGGACCUAUGAUCAAGAUCAAAGUCUCUCAUGGCGCUUUUCACCAUGAUAUUACUGUGCCUGCUCAAUCCACUUUCGGGGAUCUGAAAAAGGUUCUUGUACAAGAAACUGGUUUGGAACCCAAGGAGCAGAGACUAUUGUUCCAAGGAAAAGAAAAGGAUGAUGAGGAAUGUUUGCAUAUGGUUGGAGUCAAAGACAUGUCAAAGGUGGUACUUUUAGAGGACCCAGCUAGCAAAGAGAGGAAGCUUGAAGAGAUGAAGAGAAAUCAAAGCGUGUUAAAAGCUUGUGAAGAGGUUGCUAAAGUCAGAGCAGAAGUUGUUCAACUCUCUGACAAGGUUAAUGCUUUGGAGGGAAUUGUUCAUGGGGGUACAAAGGUUAAUGAAAAGGAACUCCUUGGCUUGACAGAGCUGCUUAUGGUGCAAUUGCUGCAACUAGAUACAAUUGAGGCUAAUGGAGAAGCCAAAGUCCAGAGGCGGGCUGAGGUUCGUCGAGCCCAACGACUUGUGGAUACCUUGGACAAUAUGAAGGCUAGAAACUCUAAUCCCUUCAGCAGUAGUGGCAAAUCGGAGGCAUUUGAAUGUGCCUCACCCGCUUUUCCAUCCUCAACAAGAAUCACGCAUGAUUGGGAAGUUUUUGAUUAAUCACAAAUUUUGUAAUUUAUCAAUCAGUCCAUAAACAAAUUAUGAAACAAAGCUUGUAUCGUUUUGGUUGUGGUAUGUGAGUAGCUGUUGAUUAAAAGUACAAAAACAAACGGUAAGGCUUCUUAUUGGCAAGUUUCCCAUAUUCUAGAAUUAGUGAAUUACCUGUGUGUGAUGAUGAGCUAAUACAUCACCAAUUGUUUUGAAAUACACAAGGAAAUGCACACCACCAUUUCAACAUCGUUUAGCAGAUUGAAUGGAAAAUUUAGGAACGGGUAGAAUAGUCAAGAAUCUUGUGAAGUAGGAGUAGGAGCCAUUGCCAACAAGUACAAACUAUAACUUUGGUUACUUGAGUAGCUGGGAAAAGAUGGCUGAAGAGGUUACCUGCACCCUGAAAAUUGUAGCAAUUUGCUUUGGGUAAAGAACUGUAGAAGGACAUUGUUACAUGUAUACCUGUGAAUAUAUUGAAUUGAGACGCAUUGUGAAA
Messenger RNA from Gossypium arboreum, 1368 nucleotides. RefSeq names its product BAG family molecular chaperone regulator 4-like. Gene Ontology annotation, cellular component: cytoplasm. The coding region runs from base 126 to 884 and encodes 252 amino acids. The record is from RefSeq and is a predicted model, not a curated record. Gene Ontology annotation, biological process: protein stabilization. Lineage: Eukaryota; Viridiplantae; Streptophyta; Magnoliopsida; Malvales; Malvaceae. Gene Ontology annotation, molecular function: adenyl-nucleotide exchange factor activity; protein-folding chaperone binding. The transcript is spliced from 4 exons.